Daucus carota subsp. sativus is the source of this 1835-nucleotide messenger RNA. RefSeq lists its product as uncharacterized. The transcript has 3 exons. The record is from RefSeq and is a predicted model, not a curated record. Lineage: Eukaryota; Viridiplantae; Streptophyta; Magnoliopsida; Apiales; Apiaceae. The coding region runs from base 332 to 1441 and encodes 369 amino acids.
CCAUUCCCUCUCUUUUUUCCUCCUUUUCUCCUCCUUCACCCACCAAAUUCUAUUUUCUACAUACAACUUUUUGUGUGUAUCGCACCAUAUUCACUCUCUCUAUUUUUACAUUCACAAAAGCCACGACAACAGCGAUAUCUCCACCAGAUCUAUGAAUCCCUCGUUUCUUCAUCAAAAUCACCUCAAGUUUUGAUCUUUCAGAUCUUAAACACACAAUUCAUCAUGUAAUUUCACGUUUCUCAACUAAUUAGCCCUGUACAUUCAUAUACAUACACAGAGAUACAUUGUCUUGUAUGUAAUCGAGGUUGAGCUAGGGUUUGUACAUACCGAAAUGGCGCAGGAGUGGGGAAGCAGUGUAGGAAAUGGAUUCGAUGAUUAUCGAUCAUCUGAAUCGAAGUCGAAUAAGCUUUAUUCGGUUUCGUCGUUGCCUGUUUCGUUUAAUCCGUCUCCUGGUGGUGUCUGUGGUGAUAAUUAUAUUGAGCAUACCGUUUCGAGAUUCGAUACAUUAGCUGGAGUUGCAAUUAAAUACGGAGUUGAGGUUUCAGACGUGAAGAAGCUAAAUGGUUUGGUUUCGGAUGUUCAAAUGUUUGCUCUCAGGACGCUUUACAUACCACUUCCAGGAAGGCAUCCUCCUUCUCCCGCCAUAACAGAUGGUUCUGAUGAUGCUCCGAGAUCAAGAAGCUCGGUACAUACUCCCCCCCUACGACGACAUUCUGAUUUAUUUGAUACCUUGCAAUCACUGAAGUUGCAAGCUCCUGACCGGAAAGUUUCCCCAGCCAUGCACAAUUUACGAGGCUAUUAUAACCUUACGUCAUUCGAAGAAAAAACUGAUUCAGAAGGAUGCCAAAUGGCUUCCUAUCAGAAUGGAGGAUCUUUAUACUUGGAAGAUAGACCUUCUGGUAAACCCUCAACUUGUAUAAAUUCGCCUUUAAGUGUUCAUAGAAAGUGUAAAAGCAUAGCUAGUGAUUUUAAGUUGGAAAAUGGAGUGCCGCCCGAUGAUGCAUCAGUUCCAACAUUUGAUAAAUGGUACGGUAAUCCAGCCAGGCGGCGUCUGAAAUCCGUAGCUGACUUUAGUAGUUACCUUGCCCCUGAGACGUUGCUGAAGGAGGAUGCUAGCUGCAAUGGGUUUUCAGUUGUUGCUGGAAAAAGUUUAUCACUACGAGCGGCAGCGAACCGAGCCGUAUCUGGUGCCAAUGGUGAAACACUAGGGCAGAGUUCUGUAUCUGCUGCUGCAGGUGAUUCUUUAGUUCAGAAAUCGGGUGGAGUAAAGAAAUCAUAUAGCACACCGAAUUUCCAAGAAGACUCGGGGAAUAGCUCCUCCAUCUGGCCAACGGUGAAUUGGGGGUUAAAGCCAGAUUUCCAGGCCCUUUCUGCCAUACCAAGGUGUGACGGGUUCCCAAAAUCAUUAACCAGCAAAAAACACAAAACUGCAGUUGAUUAGUACGAUUCCUCAUUACUUAUUCAAUUUUGCUAUAUAAUUCAUUGGACUGUGCAAUGCCGAGGCAUAUGGAAAUACAAGUCGCAAGUGAGGCUGCUAACUUAUAUAAUUGUUCAAGGUCCCCCUUUUUUACUGGAGUUGAAACCUGAACCAUACCUGGAACAUGAGGCUUCAUACAGAAUGUAUAGUAAGUACUAGUCAUACCGUACACGAGAACAUUAAGGAAAGGAUGAUUUUUUUACCCGCCCAUCCAAUUAAUUUAUUCGUUCUUCUAUUAGUUCAAUAUUUACAUUCAGGAUCUUUUAGUGUUGCUACUGAAUUGGUUUAGCAAGUGUUCACAGAUUUGAAAAGAUUAUCAUGUACCGCAGUCCUGAAACUUUGUUAUUAAAUUGAUACA